CGCAGCGCAACAGUUCUUUCAACACGGAGUCCAUAAUUCAUCGUUAACAAAAGGAAGACGUUUGGGUUUAAAUUGGGGAUUGCAAUCGGUUGAGCUGCGAUGCGAUUGGCCAGUGUGCAAGCGCGGGCUCGUCGGGCGGCUGAGGAGAGAGAAGAGCCGCCCCCAGGCCCCGCCCCUCCCUCCACCCACCACUCUGAUCACCAGUUCAAGAACAUGAAGAGCAAGUUCUUCAACGAACUCACCCACAUGCCAAAUCAUAAACUCAAAAUGCCCAUGUGGGCAAUAGGAGCCAUAGUGGUGGUGGUGCUGGCUCUGGUGGCCUGUCUUUGUUUCUGUAUCUGGAAGAAGUGCAUCAACAAGGGCAAGAAGCCCAAGAAAGUGCGCGAGAGGAAAGGAGGCCGGGGCAGAAGAAAGAAGGAGGGAGCCGGAGAAGGAGAGGAGGGCAAGGAAGGAGAGGGUAAGGAAGGAGAGGAGGAGGAAAAAGAGAAUUUCGGAAAACUGGAGUUCACCCUGGACUACAACUUCACUGACAACCAGCUGAUCGUGGGCAUCCUGCAGGCUGAAAACCUGGCAGCCAUGGACAUGGGCGGCACCUCAGACCCCUAUGUCAAGGUCUACAUGCUACCAGACAAGAAGAAGAAGUUUGAGACCAAAGUCCAGCGCAAGAACCUAUGCCCCGUGUUCAAUGAGACCUUCAUCUUCAAGAUCCCCUACCAGGAGCUGGGCGGUCAGACUCUGGUCCUGCAGGUCUUUGACUUUGAUCGCUUUGGUAAACAUGACGUGAUUGGGCAGAUCUCCAUCCCCAUGAACAGUGUGGACCUGGCUCAGCCACUCCACGAAUGGAGGGAUCUGGUUGGAGGAGAGAAAGAGGAGGUAGAGAAGCUAGGGGACAUCUGUAUCUCUCUGCGCUACGUCCCCACGGCCGGUAAAUUGACCAUCAACAUCAUGGAGGCCAAGCACCUGAAGGCGAUGGACUGUGGAGGCUUGUCAGAUCCCUUCGUUAAAGUGGUGCUGCAGCACCAAGGCAAGCGGCUGAAGAAGAAGAAGACGACGGUCAAACAGAACACUCUGAACCCCUACUUCAACGAAAGCUUCAGCUUCGAGAUCCCCUUUGGCCAAAUACAGAAAGUCCAAGUGUUGAUCACGGUGUACGAUUACGACAAGCUGGGCAGCAACGACGCCAUCGGGAAGGUUUGGAUCGGCUUCGGCGCCUCAGGGGUGGGCCUCCGCCAUUGGUCAGACAUGCUGGCCAAUCCAAGACGUCCCGUGGCCCAGUGGCACGCCCUGUGUCCUGAGGAGGAGGUGGAUGAAGCCCUGAAGAAACCCCUCCGCUAAACACACACACGUACACUGAGCAUUCCUGUGCAUGUUCAAAGAAAACAGCACAAGACCUGAAAAUUACACAACAGCGAAUAAGCUCAGCAGUGCUGAUCAUGACACAACGGCACUACUCAAAUAGAAACUUCCAAGAAAACCAACUUGAGCUACCACUCAAACACUACAAGCCACCUGUACAUCGAUGCAGUGCUGGAUUGCCAUUUCGGAUCAUUUUGUGUACUCUUUCCUUACUUAUUAUUCUUUCGUAACUUUUUUUUGUCUGCGUAUUAACUCGUUGUGCUGUAUGAUGUUAAGUUUUUAUCGUGUGUACGAACGCGUGUGUCUGUGUGUGUUCGUGUUAAACCGUAGUACAUGAAAGCUUUCUCUGGUUUAUUUCCCGAAUGUAAUGUGAGUGGUUGUAAAUAACGAAAUAAAUCAUUCCCAAAAUUACCAGAGGGAUAGUCAGAUAUAGUCAGA
This is a messenger RNA of Oncorhynchus masou masou (cherry salmon), 1794 nucleotides long. It is a transcript of the gene syt5a, whose product is annotated as synaptotagmin Va. NCBI's taxonomy places the organism in Eukaryota, Metazoa, Chordata, Actinopteri, Salmoniformes, Salmonidae. Gene Ontology annotation, biological process: cellular response to calcium ion; synaptic vesicle endocytosis; regulation of dopamine secretion. The record is from RefSeq and is a predicted model, not a curated record. Gene Ontology annotation, cellular component: plasma membrane; exocytic vesicle. Gene Ontology annotation, molecular function: calcium-dependent phospholipid binding; clathrin binding; syntaxin binding. The transcript is spliced from 10 exons. Bases 100 to 1335 code for a protein of 411 amino acids.